AUGGUGAGAAACAAGUUCUGGUUCAGUUUGAGACCGAGGAGCAGGCUAUGGAAGCCCUCGUGUGCAAGCAUGCCACUUCACUAUCCGGCUCGGUACUUAUUCAUACAUAUAGUUCUCACACUUAUCAAGCUUGUAUCUGGAAACUCUGCAGGCACCGUCACUGCUUACUAUGUUUCUCAGUACUGUCAAAAGAUGGUGGUCUCAUUGGUUAGGAAUGGAAAUUGGGAGAACUGGAAGCAUAUAGAUAGUUCUUCUUUGCUUGGAAUUACAACUGCAAAAGAUGGUGGUCUCAUUGUCUGUGAUAUGCUACCUUGGUAA
Lathyrus sativus (Indian pea) is the source of this 318-nucleotide messenger RNA. NCBI's taxonomy places the organism in Eukaryota, Viridiplantae, Streptophyta, Magnoliopsida, Fabales, Fabaceae. The record is from the annotation of a GenBank genome assembly.